AUGGGGGACUGGAACCUGUUAGGCAGCAUUUUGGAGGAGGUCCACAUCCACUCCACCAUCGUGGGGAAGAUCUGGCUCACCAUCCUCUUCAUUUUCCGGAUGCUGGUGCUGGGCGUUGCGGCGGAGGACGUGUGGGAUGACGAGCAGAGCGAGUUCGUGUGCAACACAGAGCAGCCCGGCUGCAAAAACGUGUGCUACGACCAGGCCUUCCCCAUCUCCCUCAUCCGCUACUGGGUCCUGCAGAUCAUCUUCGUGUCCUCCCCUUCUCUCGUCUACAUGGGCCACGCUCUGUACCGACUGAGGACCCUGGACAAAGAGAGACAUAAGAAGAAGGCCUGCCUGAAGGCGGAGCUGGAGGGGACGGACCCCGUCCAGGAGGACCACAGGAGAAUCGAGCGGGAGCUCCGGAAACUGGACGAACAGAAGAAAGUCCGGAAAGCUCCGCUCAGAGGCUCUCUGCUGCGCACGUACGUGUUCCAUAUCUUGACCCGGUCUGUGGUGGAGGUGGGUUUUAUCAUCGGUCAGUGUGCUCUCUACGGCAUCGGCCUGUCUCCUCUCUACAAGUGUGAAAGGCUGCCUUGUCCCAAUAGCGUCGAUUGUUUCGUGUCAAGACCCACAGAGAAGAACAUCUUCAUGGUGUUCAUGCUCGUUAUUGCCGGAGUCUCUUUGGUCCUCAACCUCCUGGAGAUUUUCCACCUGGGCGUGAAGAAGAUCAAACAAAGCCUGUAUGGAUACAAAUAUGGAGAUGAGGACAGUGUGUGCAGGUCCAAGAAAAACUCCAUGGUGCAGCAGGUGUGUGUGCUGACUAACUCCUCCCCCCAGAGGCUGCUGGCCUGCUCUGUGGUGUCUGAGGCCUGUCACAUGCCUCCCUCGGCCUCUCAGAACCAGGAGGGCUCGGGCCUGGACCAGAGGAAGCCCUCCUGCAGCAGCGAGGACUCCGCCCCCCCCCACGGCUCCGGCCGGCCCCCCUACGCAGGGCCCCGGGCCACGCUGACGGCCGGACACAUGGAGAUCCCGGCCGCCCUGAGGAACCCCCAGAGGAAGCAGAGCAAGGUGAGCAUCUACAAGGAGCUGAGCGACAUGAGCGACUCCCCGGAGAGCGAGCUCUACCCCACCGCCAGGAAGUGCAGCUUCAUGUCCAGAGGCCUGUCCGAGGCCCAGCUGGCCAGCCCGUCGGACAGCGGGGCUUCUCAGAGCGGAACCGACACCGAGGCCCAGCUCCUCAACCAGGGGGAGAGCCCCGUCAUGACCCCACCCCCCCCAGCCGGGGGCAGGAGGAUGUCCAUGAGCAUGAUUCUGGAGUUGUCUUCAAUCAUGAAAAAGUGAACUUUAACUGCAUCUUUGGGACACUUCCAGAGACAAAUCUCCUCCCAUCUGUGUGUUCAUCUGCCGGGACACGAGCCUCUCUACAGUCAAAUCCACAUCCCCGAUACAGAAUACUCUCCUCUAGACUAACAUCUACUGCUUUUAACGAUUGCGGGUUUUAGAUCAAUAAAGAUAACUGUGAAUGAUAAAUGUACAUGUGUCAAAGCAGAUGUGAUCAUAGGAUAAGAUUAAAAGAACUUGAAGCCUUUUGAAAAGCCAAACAGGACAGAAGACUGUAAGACCUGAUUGUAGACUUGACAGGAAAAGAUGACCGAAUUCUUUACACUAGUAUAAUUUUCUGAUUGUAUACAAACACCAAUUCCACUUCAGUCGGAACAUUUUGCAAUACUUUAAUAAAAAAAGAACACAUUACUUACAGAUCCAUC
Molecule: messenger RNA, 1751 nt
Organism: Menidia menidia (Atlantic silverside)
Lineage: Eukaryota; Metazoa; Chordata; Actinopteri; Atheriniformes; Atherinopsidae
Source: the annotation of a GenBank genome assembly